AAACUUAUUAAAUAGAAGUAAUGGCCUGGGUAUGUUCGGCAUAACGGGAAGAUAAAUAAAGGUUGGAAUGCAACGUUCGGGCCUUGAGGGCAUGGGUGCUCAGUCACUGCCGAUUCCCAGUGAUUCUUCUGCGUUUUCUGGCCUAAUAUAUGCAUCUUUUGGAAUGUUUGUUGGGUGCUAUCUGGCUGGUCUAAUACCUCUCACUCUAUCACUUUCAGAGAGCAAAACACGAUCUAUGUCAGUAUUCGGUAGCGGUUUGCUGAUUGGAACUGCUCUAGCAGUGAUUUUACCGGAAGGUCUGAACAUGGUUCAGAACAACCAUUCACACCUGGACUGCUUACACAUCCCCCAUACAGAGUCUAAGGAGUUUCACGAUGUCCCCAGGAUCCAAGAGGAAGUUCUAUCCAAAGGAAAGGAAGACGUUCCUGCGUCUCAAAAUAACCUAUUCAUUCAGAGAGAAAACCACGACAAAUUGCCAAGUAAAACAGGACCAAAGCUGACUCACGAGGACAUGGUUGGACGUCAACAUGAAAAAGGCGAAGAACAGGAGGAGGGGGACGAGGAAGCAGCCAAUAACAGAGUAAUUGGAGUGAGUCUCGUGACAGGAUUUGUUUUCAUGCUCUUCAUCGACCACAUAUCAGCCGGAUCCCACUCACACGGGCCGGCACAUUCCACAGAUCCUGAAUUACAGCACAAGGCAGAAACAGGUACAAAUGGGCGCUCUAGGGUCAAGCUUACCACAACAAUUGGACUGCUAGUGCAUGCCGCAGCUGACGGAAUUGCAAUGGCAGCAGUGAGUGCCUCGAAGAAGCCAGACUUGCAACUGCUAGUGUUUGUGGCCAUCAUGCUCCACAAGUUCCCAGCCAGCUUCGGACUAGUGUCCUUUCUGCUAAAUGAGAAGACGGAGCGACAACGCAUACGCAAACACCUCAUGGCCUUCAGCUUAGCUGCUCCCAUCGGUGCUCUGCUCACAUAUAUGUUCAUGGCAAUCGUCACUGUGCCAAAUCAGUCCAAUGGCAACUCUGCAAUAUUCUCCAACUUCUCAGGUAAGGCUAUGCUCUUCUCAGCCGGCACCUUCCUAUAUGUGGCCACCAUCCACAUCCUCCCUAACAUCCAGCACUCCAGUCCAGGGGGGCACCUGUCUACUGCCCAUGUGCUCCUUCUUCUUCUUGGCUCAUUCUGUCCUUCUCUGCUCAACAUGUUCCACCAUCAUGACCACGGCCAUGACCACACAACCUGAUAUAAACUGCAGUCGGGAAGAUUUCUAGAUUCAAAAUAGAACUCAAAUACAAAGAAAGUUGCAAAUAUGUCCCUUUUUUACAGCUCGUUUAACCAACACUUAGAGUAGGUAAAAUUGAAUUGUCUAUAAGAGAUGUUGAAGUUUAUUGAAAAUUCAGA
This is a messenger RNA of Symsagittifera roscoffensis, 1398 nucleotides long. RefSeq names its product zinc transporter ZIP9-like. The transcript has 7 exons. NCBI's taxonomy places the organism in Eukaryota, Metazoa, Xenacoelomorpha, Acoela, Convolutidae. Gene Ontology annotation, cellular component: membrane. The coding region runs from base 68 to 1240 and encodes 390 amino acids. Gene Ontology annotation, biological process: transmembrane transport; zinc ion transport. The record is from RefSeq and is a predicted model, not a curated record. Gene Ontology annotation, molecular function: metal ion transmembrane transporter activity.